Messenger RNA from Pogoniulus pusillus (Red-fronted tinkerbird), 3225 nucleotides. RefSeq names its product adaptor related protein complex 5 subunit zeta 1 (gene AP5Z1). Lineage: Eukaryota; Metazoa; Chordata; Aves; Piciformes; Lybiidae. The record is from RefSeq and is a predicted model, not a curated record. Gene Ontology annotation, cellular component: AP-5 adaptor complex. The transcript is spliced from 17 exons. Bases 63 to 2498 code for a protein of 811 amino acids.
ACCUGCCUGGCGGGGCCGCUCGGGCCGCGGAGCGCGGCGGGAGGCGCAGGGCAGCGUUCGGCAUGUUCACGGCGGCGGCCGAGAGCUUCCUCAAGCAGGCGAGGGAGAUCCGGGAGGAGGAGCUGCGGAGGUUCGUCUCCCGCGUCGCCGCCCUCCUGCGCGGCCCGGAGCUGGGCCCCGAGGCCGUGGACUGUCUCCAGAGGCUGCACCUCACCGUCGCUGCCACUAAAUACCCACGCAGGCUGGAUGGCAAGUUUGUGGAACUGUUGCAGACGGUGCUGUGUUCAUCCAAGUGCCCUGAGCAGAUUCAGAUGUUAUGUGCUGCCAUCCUGAGGGAGAUGUCGCCUUGUAAUGAUCUGAUCCUCUCCUGCGAUGAGAUUCCAGAUACAAAGCUCUUGAGCCUGGUGUCUUCCAUCCUUUUGGCUCAGGGAAACAAGAAAGGUGAAGUGUCUGCUGUGGGGCAACGUAUUGUAAAAGUCCUUGAAAGAAGACUGCCUGAGGGUCAAAAUGCUCGGUACAUUCUUCCUGUCCUGUCAAAUGUCAUCAGUCUUUCACCAGAAUCUCUAACUGAAGAGCAGAUCAAUGUAGUCAGUAAGAAGAUGGCUGACUGGCUGAGGUAUGCCAGUGUGCAGCAAGGAGUGGCUCAGCCCUCUGGAGGCUUCUUCUCCAGUCCCAGGACCAAGCAGCCUGGACCCAUCACAGAGGUGGAUGGUGCCAUUGCCACAGACUUCUUCACCGUGCUCUCAGUGGGUCAGUACCACACACAAGACCAGUGGCUCAAUGUCCAAGCCUUCUCCAUGCUGCGAAAUUGGCUGCUCUGCUAUGGGGGCAAGGGGUUGAAGACACCCAAUCCAGUUGACAGAUCAGGAAUGGAGAAGUCUGUUAUGCCCAUGGUCUCAACUCUGUCCACGUCUAGUCGCCUGCCUUCCCCAAAGGAGCGUCUGCGGGAGAAAGCCUUUGAGUACUGCCAGCGGCUGAUUGAGCAGAGCCACCGGCGACCUCUGCAGAAAGAUGAUGCAGACCUACAGAAAGCUUGUCUCAUUGAGGCAGUGACAAUCAUGGACAUCAUCUGCAAACAAGAUUCCUCCUACGUGAACCGUGCAGUCUCCUUCCUGAAAAUCCUGCAUGGCAGAAUCUGUGGGGAUGCUGCCUAUGCCAGGGCACUGCUGCCCAUUGCCCAGUUCUUCCUGAACCACAGCAAAAUGGCAACUGUGGACUCCGAUGCAAUCUACAGGCACUUGCUCACUGAUAUCCCUGCUCAGCUCUUCCACAAUGCAUCACUGGCCUUUGAGUUUGUCCAGUUCUGCAAGGACAACAGCCAGCUCUUCACUGAGACCUCCAGUGUGUUCAGGCAGAGCUUCCCAAAUCUCUUCAAGUUCUUAGCAUGGAACAGCCCACCCCUUAUCUCUGAGUUUGUGGACCUUCUCCCAUUUCUGCUGGGUGCAGACACAGCCAUUGAGAUCUUCCAUUUGCUUCUCGACCUGCCCUGUUUGACAGCAGCUCUGGAUGUGCAGCUGAGGUCAGCUGUUCUUCCUACCUCUGAGAAGGCUGCUAGUGACCCAGCUGUGAAGCCAACCACCUGUCUGGAAGCCUUUCGCCAUCCCCUUUACAGAAGCAUGUUCCAGUAUCUUCUCCGUGCCAAGUCUACCUCAGAGGAUGCCCCAGAGAGGCUGAUUCCACUUCGGCAGCUGCUGGGAUCCCUUGCCAGCAGCCCAAGGGUUGUGCAGUGUGCAGAGGCUGUCCCUGUCUUACUGGAGCUCUUUUUCAGGGUGGUGGCAGAGUUUGCAGAUGGGCCACUGAUAAACCAGCUGGUGGUGCUGCUGCUGCAGAGGAGUGACCAGCUCUGUGACAUCCCAGCAUUUAAAGAUGAUGUGUACAGGGUGCUGAGCUCACAGCUGGUGAUGCUCUGCAGGUUGCACCCUGCACUCAUUGUGGAGCUAUCCACGGAGAUUCUGGAGUUCUCAGGAACAAUCAGCAACAUCCAGAACAAGGAGGCCAUCUUCACCCACGUGGUGUGGGCCAUUGGGGAGUACCUGUCGGUGUCCUACGACAAGCGCUGCACGGUGGAGCAGGUCACUCGGUUCUUCGAGGCUCUGGAGGCUGUGCUGUUUGAAAUCACCCAGCUGCGCCCGCUGCCCGCCACCCCCGGCUACGCGCCCCGUGCCAUCUCUGUCCUCAUGGCCACCCUGACCAAGCUGGCAGCUCGUAGCCAGGACCUGAUCCCCAGAGUGUCCAUGUUCCUGUCCAAGAUGAGGACAUUUGUGCAGAGCCCUGCUGUCACCUCUGUGUACCACAAGGAGGACCUAGAGGAGAUCCUUAUCCGAGCAACUGAACUCAUGAACCUACUCAAAAUGCCCAGCGUGGCUCAGUUCGUGUUCACACCACCUGUGGACGUGGCCAGUACGAGGUUUCAGAGGGAGGUGAAUGACUCCCUCCCUUUUGCCCUCAGGAUAGUCACCCGGCUCCUAGAGCCAACUCCUGGCUUUAUGCCAGGGUGAGGACAUGAGGUUGCUGAGAGGCUGCAGCCUCUGUGGUAGCUCAUUGGACCCUGCUGACACUCAAAGCCAAGGAAUGAGGAACAAACCCUUGUGAAUGAAACCAAGAACAGGAAUAAGCAGAGCUGAGGCUGCUCUCCCAUGUGAGGCUGUUUGUAUUUCUGUCUCCUAAGCUUGUCUUGCUUCUCCCUGGCCAGUAUGGAUUGGGAAUCCCAGUGGAUUUGUGGGAAUGUGGCAGGAGAGUGACGGCAUGCAUUUACUACCCUGCUAGCACGCUGUGCCCCUUAGGAGAUGUGCUUCUUCCCUUCCGCCUGCCCUCACAACACCCUGGCCUUGGACGUGCUGGUUUUAUUGCCUCUCCUUGCAGCAGAUCAGCCAAGCAAAUGUCUGCGUGAGGUGGAGAAAGCAGAAGUGACUCCAUUAAGUUUGCUGCAAGCCAUCACUGCUCUUCUGUCUUGCGGUCAGAGUGAACAUGUCAAGAUCCAAGAGACAGCUACCAGAUAGGAGCUUAGAGAGAUUUAUUGAUCCAGUUUCUUGUUGACACCAAGAGCAUUUCUCCAUAUACAUCAGCCUGGUGUCAGACAGGAGCCAUGCUGGGUUCUGUAUCCACUGGAGAAGUUUGUACACAUUGGAGCUGUACAGUAUUAACAAGUGGGGGGACUGAAUAUGUCCUGCUGCUCCUUCCAGGAGAAACAAACCCUCAUGCACACUAGUAAAUAGUAUAUAUACA